AGAUCCAGCCGGGCGGGCACCGCGCGCGCUUGCCACCUCUCCCCGGCUUCGGCGAGGGCGCGAAGAUUUAUUUAUUUAUUUAUUUUUCAAACGACUUAAACUUUCCUUCUUUACCCCCUACCCCUCGCUCACCACCUUGCUGGCUGGACUGGAAUUUUGCUCUCCGGAUUCCCGAGGGGCACCGGGAAGCGAUUAUCUCCCCGCCCGCCCCUGAGGGUUCCUCCGCGGCACGGCUAAACUUCGCGCAGCCGGCGACACGGAGCGCUCCACUCGGCGACCGAACCCCCGUGCCCCCCGCGGGCUCCCGCGCUCACGAAGGGCCGGAGGUCCAGCCGGCUUCUGGCUGCGUUUCCUCGCUCCACCCGAUCCGCUCGGGGUCUGGCCGCUGAACCUUCCGGUGCACGCCGCAGUACUGGAGACGGCGGAUUAACCGGCGCUGAGACCCGGACUCCCCACCCCGCUUGGCAAACCGGCGGCCCCCUCACCUACCCACCCGCUUCAAAUCCCGGAGGGGAGACGGCAAGUUUGCCCGUGCUCGGUGGGCUGUUGGAUCGGAGCGUCGCUGCCGAAGCAGAGCGAGACCCCCGGUGUCCGGUGCCCUCUAGGAGUAGACAGCCCUGGGAACCCGGACCCGAGCUGCUUGGACCGGGGCGCUGGUUGCUGCGCCGCCGGGCGCGCUGAAGCAUCCCGGGGCCGGGCCAGCGCCCCCUGCGUCCCCGCGCCGGAGGAGAAGAAAGCCGGGUCGUCGCCACGGUCACCGCCCUCUCGGUCGGUCGCUUCUUGGGGGUGGAGGCAAGAGACGAGAGGAAGAACACACACCGAGGGCGUCGCGGUGCCCCGGCGGAUGAGCCCCCCGCCGCCUCCCGGGCUGCGCCGCCUCGCGGGCCGUGACGAUGGAGGUGACCUGCCUUCUACUCCUGGCGCUGAUGCCCCUCCGCUGCCGGGGACAAGGAGUCUACGCUCCAGCCCAGGCCCAGAUCGUGCACGCUGGCCAGGCCUGUGUGGUGAAAGAAGACAGCAUCAGUGAGCGUGUCUACACCAUCCGGGAAGGCGACACCCUGGUACUGCAGUGCCUGGUCACUGGGCACCCUCGACCCCAGGUGCGGUGGACCAAGACCGCGGGCAGCGCGUCGGACAAGUUCCAGGAGACGUCGGUGUUCAACGAGACGCUGCGCAUCGAGCGCGUGGCGCGCACGCAGGGCGGCCGCUACUACUGCAAGGCGGAGAACGGCGUGGGCGUGGCGGCCAUCAAGUCCAUCCGCGUGGACGUGCAGUACCUGGACGAGCCCGUGCUGACAGUGCACCAGACGGUGAGCGACGUGCGUGGCAACUUCUAUCAGGAGAAGACUGUCUUCCUGCGCUGCACCGUCAACUCCAACCCACCUGCCCGCUUCAUCUGGAAGCGGGGCUCUGACACGCUGUCCCACAGCCAGGACAAUGGCGUCGACAUCUAUGAGCCCCUCUACACCCAGGGAGAGACCAAGGUCCUGAAACUCAAGAACCUGCGGCCGCAGGACUAUGCAAGCUACACCUGCCAGGUGUCCGUGCGCAAUGUGUGCGGCAUCCCAGACAAGGCCAUCACCUUCAAGCUCACCAAUACCACGGCACCGCCAGCCCUGAAGCUGUCUGUGAAUGAAACUCUGGUGGUGAACCCCGGGGAGAAUGUGACGGUGCAGUGUCUGCUGACAGGUGGCGAUCCCCUCCCCCAGCUACAGUGGUCCCACGGGCCCGGCCCACUGCCCCUGGGUGCUCUGGCCCAGGGUGGCACCCUCACCAUCCCUUCAGUGCAGGCCCGGGACUCUGGCUACUACAACUGCACAGCCACCAACAACGUGGGCAACCCUGCCAAGAAGACCGUCAACCUGCUGGUGCGAUUCAUGAAGAAUGCCACAUUCCAGAUCACCCCAGAUGUGAUCAAAGAGAGCGAGAACAUCCAGCUGGGCCAGGACCUGAAGCUGUCGUGCCACGUGGAUGCAGUGCCCCAGGAGAAGGUGACCUACCAGUGGUUCAAGAACGGCAAGCCGGCCCGGAUGUCCAAGCGGCUGCUGGUCACCCGCAAUGACCCUGAGUUGCCAGCAGUCACCAGCAGCCUGGAGCUCAUCGACUUGCACUUCAGUGACUAUGGCACAUACCUGUGCAUGGCUUCCUUCCCGGGGUCACCUGUGCCUGACCUCAGCGUGGAGGUCAACAUCUCCUCUGAGACAGUGCCCCCCAGCAUCAGCGUCCCCAAGGGCCGGGCGGUGGUGACCGUGCGCGAAGGCUCUCCCGUGGAGCUCCAGUGCGAGGUGCGGGGCAAGCCGCGGCCACCCGUGCUCUGGUCCCGCGUGGACAAGGAGGCAGCCCUGUUGCCCUCGGGACUGGCUUUGGAGGAGACGCAAGACGGGAAACUGAGGCUGGAGCGCGUGAGCCGGGACAUGAGCGGCACCUACCGCUGCCAGACAGCUCGCUACAACGGCUUCAACGUGCGCCCUCGAGAGGCCCAAGUGCAGCUGAUGGUCCUCUUCCCCCCGGAGGUGGAGCCCGCUUCCCAGGACGUGCGGCAGGCGCUGGGCCGGCCCGUGCUCCUGCGCUGCUCGCUGCAGCGGGGCAGCCCCCAGCGCAUCGCCUCGGCCGUGUGGCGCUUCCAAGGACAGCUGCUGCCCCCGCCGCCCGACGCCCCCGACCACGCCGAGGCCCCCGACCACGCCGAGCUGCGCCUGGACGCGCUGAGCCGCGACAGCAGCGGCAGCUACGAGUGCAGCGUCUCCAACGACGUGGGCUCCGCCACCUGCCUCUUCCAGGUCUCCGCCAAAGCCUACAGCCCGGAGUUUUACUUCGACACCCCCAACCCCACCCGCAGCCACAAACUGUCCAAGAACUACUCCUUCGUGCUGCAGUGGACGCAGAGGGAGCCGGACGCCGUGGACCCGGUUCUCAACUACAGACUCAGCGUGCGCCAAUUGAACCAGCACAAUGCCAUGGUCAAGGCCAUACCCGUUCGGCGUGUGGAGAAGGGUCAGCUGCUGGAGUACAUCCUGACUGACCUGCGUGUGCCCCACAGCUAUGAGGUCCGCCUCACACCCUACACCACCUUCGGGGCUGGAGACAUGGCUUCCCGAAUCAUCCACUACACAGAGCCCAUCAACUCUCCAAACCUGUCAGAUAACACUUGCCACUUCGAGGAUGACAAGAUCUGUGGUUACACCCAGGACCUGACAGACAACUUUGACUGGACGCGGCAGAAUGCUCUCACCCAGAACCCCAAGCGUUCCCCCAACACUGGUCCCCCCACUGACAUCAGUGGCACCCCUGAAGGCUACUACAUGUUCAUCGAGACCUCCAGGCCCCGGGAGCUGGGGGACCGCGCAAGGCUGGUGAGUCCCCUGUACAACGCCAGCGCCAAGUUCUACUGUGUCUCUUUCUUCUACCACAUGUACGGGAAGCACAUUGGCUCCCUCAACCUCCUGGUGCGGUCACGGAACAAGGGAGCCGUGGACACACACGCCUGGUCCCUCAGCGGCAACAAGGGGAACGUGUGGCAGCAGGCCCACGUGCCCAUCAACCCCAGCGGGCCCUUCCAGAUCAUUUUUGAGGGGGUUCGAGGCUCAGGCUACCUGGGGGAUAUCGCCAUAGAUGACGUCACACUGAAGAAAGGAGAGUGUCCCCGGAAGCAGAUGGAUCCCAAUAAAGUGGUGGUGAUGCCAGGCAGCGGAGCCCCCUGCCCAUCCAGUCCGCAGCUCUGGGGACCCAUGACUAUCUUCCUCUUGGCGUGGCAGAGAUGAUGAGCACUGCGUGGCCCCCCCACCCCGCCCCCGGCACACCAAAGUGUCCACAUAGUACCAAAGACUGACCUCCCCGCCAGCCGGGGUGCCCAGGGGCAGGGCCGACCGUCCAGGAGGAAGUCCUCCGUGGCUUUGAGGAUGGGCAGAGGACAAAGCCAGAGGCCGCGGCUUGGAGGCCCUGGAGGUGGUUGUUUGACACGCGCACAUGCGUGCGCGUGCGCGCACACACACACACACACACACACACACACACACACUCACUCACACACACACACACACAGAUA
This is a messenger RNA of Jaculus jaculus (lesser Egyptian jerboa), 4045 nucleotides long. It is a transcript of the gene Mdga1, whose product is annotated as MAM domain containing glycosylphosphatidylinositol anchor 1. Gene Ontology annotation, molecular function: axon guidance receptor activity; protein binding. Bases 894 to 3761 code for a protein of 955 amino acids. Gene Ontology annotation, cellular component: neuronal cell body; axon; plasma membrane. The transcript is spliced from 17 exons. Gene Ontology annotation, biological process: synapse organization; homophilic cell-cell adhesion. The record is from RefSeq and is a predicted model, not a curated record. NCBI's taxonomy places the organism in Eukaryota, Metazoa, Chordata, Mammalia, Rodentia, Dipodidae.